AUGAUCUCUCGAGUGUCUGUCAUUAGAAAGUGUUUUGUUUCUACGCCAUAUGUUGGCCCUAGAUUUAGACCUAUUCAACAGUUGAGAUUUGUCUCAUUUAAACAAGUGGAUCAACCAAGAAUAAGAAUUGGUUCCAUUGCUCCAAAUUUCAAAGUAGACACUACAAAGGGCCCAAUUGACUUCCAUGAGUAUAUAGGUGACAGUUGGGUUAUUUUGUUUAGUCACCCGGCUGAUUACACUCCAGUGUGCACCACUGAAUUGGGAGCCUUUUCGAAUUUAAAGCCUGAGUUUGAUAAACGCGGGGUCAAAUUGAUUGGGUUAUCCACUGAGGGAGUGGAUAGUCAUAAAGGUUGGAUUAAGGAUAUUGAGGAGGUUCAAACUAAUGGUAAAGAGUUCCUGUUUCCUAUUAUUGCCGAUGGUAAGAGAGAAGUUGCUUACAAGUAUGAUAUGGUGACUGAAGAAGAUUUCGGGGCAUUGGAGCAAGGGAAAACAGUGGCAACCAUUAGAUCAGUUUACAUUAUAGAUCCGUUAAAGAAAAUCCGUUUGAUUAUGACUUAUCCUGCAAGUACUGGUCGUAACACACUGGAAGUAUUGAGAGUUAUUGAUGCUUUGCAGUUGAGUGAUGCAAAGGGUGUUGCUACUCCUGUGGACUGGACUGUUGGCAAAGAAGUCAUUAUCCCACCAACAGUUAGUGAUGAGGAUGCAAAGGCGAAAUUUGGUGAUUUUAGAAAAGUUAAGCCAUAUUUAAGAUUUACAAAAGUUUAA
Lodderomyces oxycetoniae is the source of this 765-nucleotide messenger RNA. RefSeq names its product peroxiredoxin. Bases 1 to 765 code for a protein of 254 amino acids. Lineage: Eukaryota; Fungi; Ascomycota; Pichiomycetes; Serinales; Debaryomycetaceae. Gene Ontology annotation, cellular component: cytosol; mitochondrion. Gene Ontology annotation, molecular function: thioredoxin peroxidase activity. The transcript has a single exon. Gene Ontology annotation, biological process: cellular response to oxidative stress; cellular oxidant detoxification; cell redox homeostasis. The record is from RefSeq and is a predicted model, not a curated record.